AAGAUACAACGCACGAACGUGCAGUGCAGUGCAGCGAGGGGUAUGUAACUGUGUGUGAGGAGGAGGAUCGAGUGUGUAUUGUGUGAGGACAGCCAGCCAAAUGCAUGUUAGUCUGAAGAACGAAGUGUGAGCGAGCUGAAGGAGCGGCAGUGCAGCCUGAGGAGACAGAACAAUGUUUUCAACAACAGCGACCUAAAAAUGUGGAAUCUUGUCUUCAAGUGAAAUGCAUGGUUCAUGGACUUGAAAUAUAUAUUUGUCUAAAUUACAGUUCUGUGCUUGAUUGCUGGUAAAUCUGCUGAAUUCUUUUUGCAGUAAUGAAAAUAUACAAGUAGAUGGACUGACAAUCCAGAGAUAUUAUCAAAAGAUGGAUGCAGACAUCUAAUGAUAAACCAAAACUGCAAAGACAGCUCUAUGGUGAAUGUACUAUAAUCUAUUUAAUGUGAACAUAAAGAGUAAAAACAGGAAUAAAGAUACUGAAUAGUACUGUUCAUAGUUUAUCUUCAGAGAGCCAAUGGCCAAAUAAAAGCCUGUACAUCAGGUCAGAAGACAGUGAGUAACCCAGAGAUGAGUCUUGAGCCCAGUGAGGAUUUCCCUGUCAGGGGGAAAAGUGGAUCCACAAUGAGGCUUCCUCUCCAUAAUGCAGGAGACCACAAUGGGAAUGCUUUCCCAGUUUCCUCUUCCUCCUCCUCUUCAUCUUCCUCCUGUCUUGGGGAGUCUUCUCCUGAGUCCCUGCGGAGUCUGAGCAGCCUCAGUGGAGGCCGGACUGACAGCCCACUGGACUAUGACAUGCUUGAGGUCACCCUGUUGACAACGGUGAUCACCAAAACGGAUGAAAUGACUGAUGUCGUUAUUUCAAAAUGGGCUCCAGUGGAGGAAAGUAAACAGGAUGACAAUGAUGAUUUGUCAGUGGGAAAGAUAGCAACAGAGCUAACAGAAUCUAACGACAACUCUGUGUCUCUUUACCUGGAUGCCAGUAGUGGUGAAAACCACCAGGACACUUGGAAUGACAAUGACAACCUGACACUGGCCCUGUCCCUGACCACAAACAACAGUAGCCAUGGCAAUAAUGACCUCAGCAGUGGAAGUGGGAAUGCAAUAAGACACGGCACCUCAACACCAGCCUCAGAUGCAACCGAAAUCCCUGCUGAUGAUAGCGAUGACGAUGAAGAGGAGGCUUUGUUUCUGUCUGUGAGCUCUGAAGUGAGUGUGCUUAGGAGCAGCGUGAUCCUCAUGAGCUCAAUCAAACAGUCCAGUGACAUCCUCAUGAGCCCAGGUAACCCUGCUGUGCCUGCUGAGCUCCAGGCAGAGGGGACUGUGGCUCUGAGUGUAGCCGAUGAUAAGAAGACUGAGCUGGUGUUAGACAGCCAGACACAUGAGCCCCCUGCUCCUGAGGACCUGAGCGAAACCACCCAGAUCUCAUCUCCUCCUCCUACUAAUCCAGCCCAUGAUGCUACAAAAGUCAUAUCUCCUCCACUUGAGGAGCCUGAAAGAUGUGCAGUGGGUCCCAAACCUUCCAUUAGUCAGUCAGCCAGAGCCGCAAAAAGAAAAUCAGCCACUGCUGUGUCAGCUGUGUCCACAGCCAUCAAGACAUCCAGUCUGGAUCCAAAGAGAGUUUCCAGAGUGGACCUCAAAAAUGUUAAGUCUAAGGUUGGAUCAUGGUCCACCCUGUCUCCACCUGAAACACCUAGUCAGCAGAACAAAUGUGCUUCAGCUAGUGGAAAGAGAGCUGUACCCAGGAAGGAGGAAGGACGGACUGUUGAUGGGGGUGAAAAGCAAAGACCGCCUGCAGGUCCAGUCAAAGUGGCUGUUGUACUGAGAGCCAUUAGAGGAAAGAACAGCAACCUCAGAACCAACCACAAGACAGCAGCCAGUGACAGGUUUCAGGUGGAGAAGAAGAGUGUUACCAUGUGUCCAACACUCUCCACUUCCACCAGCUCUCUCGGAUCUGACGUGCUUGACGAAGGACCCUUGGUCUCUCCUAAGAAGGCUGUCCUGGAACUGCCUGACAAAAAUGAAACAAGUGCAUGUGUGGAGACUUCACAUCCAGGUGAAGAUGCUAAUGAAGAGUGUGUGGAGGACCAGAGGGAGAGUGCUGGAAAGUCUUCAGUGAUGGAGGCUUUGAUGAAGAAUCCAAGGAAUCCUAGCAGGAAAGUCUCAUCCAAGCUCGGACCUACUGCCAGGCAGCAGGGCAGAGGCAUCAGAGUGGAUAAGGGGCCCUCAGGACCGGCUCCUCCUCCAGGGUCAGGGACUGGACUUUUAGGGCAGGGGAGCCCCAGGCCCAGGCAAGCCCACAGCGAUAGCUCCACAUUGAGAGAGGAUGGACAGAGUGCUGUAGGAGGAUCUCCAACAAGAGUGAGGCAGAGCCAAACUCAGUGCCAGGGUAUCCCCAAACUACGCACCACAUCUGAGCGAGCCUCAGCUUCCCAGGGUCCUGCAAUCUUCAACUCCAAACCAGUAGCCAGUCAGCAGCCAGCAUCAGGGUUGGUCGGACAACCCACAUCCGCCGCAUCAAAACUUCCUGUUAAGGGGUUACCCACAAGCCUCAGUUCCACGUCCCUGGGAAGCAACGAGAACAAUGGAGCCAUGAACAAAGGAGCUCCAGCACCAGAAGGGAACAAGGCAGAUGAGCGACCCAUUCAAUGCACACUUCCUGCGGGCAGCCCAAGCUCAGCAAAGUCCUUCAUCUCCAACACUGUAACUCCUACAAGUCAUGCUGUCACCAGUACUAACAGUGGUGUCACUGCUGCUCCAAAGCAUCCUGCAAUGAGGAGCAGAGCUCUGUCACUGCAGGCCAGGACCACUGCUACAGGUCUGAAGACACCCACAGUCACCAACCAUAGCACAGCCAAGACAGCAGCAGCCAAUCAAACAGCAGCAAAGACAGCUAAUCAACUGGCCAAGCAGGUAUCCCAAUAUCCCUUGCAAAGAAGCAGUUCAGCAAGACUCAGUCAACUGAACAGCACAGUCUGGGUGCAGCAGCUCUGCAUGACUGCCUGGCAGACUUCAGUGGACAAAAACAAACCACGAGAGGUGCCGGCAAGACCUACGACCACUAACAGCGGCUCGCAAGGAGCAGCACCUGCAACAGGAAACCACCAGAACCAGCAGCAACUUCCACCUGACCCAGCACAAGACGUGGUGAAUGCUACUGCACCACUGACGCCAGUUCUCCCAGUGCCUGCCACUGUCACCACUACAUCUGGGUCAGGCACUGCUGGAGCCUCUGCUGUUGGGUUCAAAGCAAGAACAGGGCCACGAUCCAGUCCCAAAACCAGGUACCGCCUACAGAAUGCAUCCAAGCCCGGCCCAGCUGUGGCUGGUGUGGCAGAUAGGACAGUCCCCACUAAACAGAACCAGAGCAAUGAGCAGGCAGAGAAGAAGAACCAGGCCAUCAACCAGCUGAAGAAGCUGCUCGUCCAGGGGAAUAAGAAAGUGGAGGCUCUGGCCACAGUCAUCCAGCAUCUCUUCACUGAGCGCGAGGAGGCCUUAAAGCAAAGGAAGGAGUUGUCGCUGGAACUGGCCAACCUCCGAGACGAGCUGGUCACGUCGUCACAAUGCUGCAAAGAGCUGCAGAGGGAGAAGGAGGAGGUGCGUGUUGGCUUGGAGGAGGCCAUGAAGAGGCUGGAGGAGCAGCACAAGGAGGAGCUGGUGCAGCUGGAGGACAGAUUGAGGAGUUUUUACCAAACAGAAUGGGACAAAGUACACCAGACAUACCAGGAGGAGGCUGACAAAUGCCGCAUGUUGAUGGAACAGCAGGUCGAGGAGCUGAGGAGCCGACAGGAAGUGGAAAGGAAGAACCAAGAACUGAGUCACAGCCAGAAGAUGGGGUCUCUCAAACUACAGUAUGACACCUCAAUAGAAGAGCUGAAGAGGAUCCAGCAGACAGACCUCGAGAACCUGGAGAAAACUGUGAAGGAGACAGAAGCAUCUCUCUCUGAGAAAAUAUCUGAGCUGUCAGCAGAGAAGGAGGCUCUGAGUGAGAAGCUUAAAGCAGAGGAGGAGAGGAGGAUGCGCAUACUGACCGACAAGAAUCUGAAGGACUCCCACACGGUGUACCUGGAGCAGGAGCUGGAGAGUCUGAAGGUGGUGCUGGAGAUCAAGAACAACCAGCUGCACCAGAAGGAGAAGAAGCUCAUGGAGAUGGACAAACUGGUGGAGACUAAUGUGAAGCUGGAGGAGUGUCUGACAAAGGUCCAACAGGAAAAUGAAGACUACAAGGCCCGGAUGGACAAACAUGCUGCUCUCUCAAAGCAGCUGUCCAGUGAGCAGGCCAAACUCCAGCAGACGCUGCAGAAAGAGUCCAAGGUCAACAAGCGUCUGUCCAUGGAGAACGAGGAGCUGCUGUGGAAGCUUCACAAUGGAGACCUGCUGAGUGACGCUCAAUCACUGAUCUGCUUUGGAUCUCUGGAAGACGGCUGUGGUCCUGAUGUCCCUCUCUGGACAAACGGGAACAAACAAGUUUGUUCAUUUGAGGAACUGACCUGAAUUACUGACAUAGACCUCUGAUCCAAUGGAUGUCUGUUCCUCUGUGUAAGCUCCUCACAACCUCUACCUUAAUCUACUAUGUGGAAUGUAUUCACUCUUGGAUGUUAAAUCUGAGCAGGCCAGUUCACAUUCUCACACACACACACACACGCGCGCACACACACACAAACACACACCCCAUCUCAGAGCCAGAUAUGCAGUUUAUUUAACAAGGAUGCUGUUGACCAGGACAGUGUUUACCACUCUCCACUUGUUCCCUUAAAUCUCUCAUUCAUAAAGGGAUACAACUCUCCUACAUCCUCUCAUGAAUCAUGAGACAAAGCUGAACCAGUGAUGGAUCAGUUAUGUCUUUGCUUUAGGUCACAUCCAAAAUCAGCAGAAGGAUGUCCGUGAUAAUGUCCAUAGACCGUUCUCAACUGAAAGACUCUGCUGUGUUCUUUACCUAAUCCAAAACAAGUCUCACAUUGUGUGUCUGCUGUUUGUCCUGAAAAACCUCAGAUGUACCCAGAUUGCCUAUGUUUACCAUGUUCUGCUUUAUUUUGGACACAGAAUAAAUACAAUAUGACAGAAGA
Molecule: messenger RNA, 5057 nt
Organism: Acanthopagrus latus (yellowfin seabream)
Lineage: Eukaryota; Metazoa; Chordata; Actinopteri; Spariformes; Sparidae
Product: microtubule-associated tumor suppressor 1 homolog
Exons: 20
Coding region: 565-4485 (1306 amino acids)
Cellular component (GO): cytoplasm; nucleus
Molecular function (GO): microtubule binding
Source: RefSeq, a predicted model, not a curated record